Pyricularia oryzae 70-15 is the source of this 1374-nucleotide messenger RNA. RefSeq lists its product as uncharacterized. The transcript has 2 exons. Lineage: Eukaryota; Fungi; Ascomycota; Sordariomycetes; Magnaporthales; Pyriculariaceae. The coding region runs from base 1 to 1374 and encodes 457 amino acids. The record is from RefSeq and is a predicted model, not a curated record.
AUGGCGAUUCUGAACUCGCCAAAGACGGAUUACGACUACGUCCAGAACAAUGGAAUAACCGCGGUGAACCCCCCGACUGGCGUCGACGCUCAGAUCGUCAUUGUCUUCUUCAGCGUCGCGCUGUUCAACGUGCUAGAGCUGCUGUUCAUAAUCUAUACGACCUUUAAGCGCCGGACCGGGCUGUACUUUUGGUCAUUCAUCGUCGCGACCGUCUGCAUCAUCCCCUACUCGGUCGGUUUCAUGAUCAAGUACUUUGGCAACCACAACGAUGUCGGCAUGGUCUGGGCGGGCAUCAUCUUUUUUGGGUGGUGCGGCAUGGUGACGGGCCAGAGCCUCGUGCUGUGGUCGCGGCUGCACCUCGUCAUGUACGACCGGCGCCGGCAGCGCGCCGUGCUCAUCAUGAUCAUCGUCGACGCCAUCAUCUGCCACGGCGGCGUGUCGGUGCUCAUAUUCGGGGUCAACGGCCACAACCCCAAGCCCUUUGUACAUCCCUACGGGAUCUUUGAGCGCAUACAGGUCACCAUCUUUUCGGUCCAGGAGCUCGUCAUCUCGAGCCUGUACAUUUACGAGACGGCCAUGCUGCUGCGGCGCGAGAAGAAGGAGUUUCGGCAGAGCGGCUGCGACUCCAUCAGCACCAGCAGGGGCGGAGGCGAGAGGGAAGCAGGACGCACCCUGGGCAGGAUCGGGUACGCGGCGUGGCGCAAUGUGCUGACGCACCUCAUCUGCAUCAGCAUCAUGAUCAUCCUGCUCGACGCGCCGCUGCUGGCGAUGCAGUACGCCGACCUCUACGACCUGCAGACGAGCUACAAGGCCCUGCUGUACAGCGUCAAGCUCAAGCUCGAGUUCAGCAUACUGAACCGCGUCAUCGAGGUGACGACCGAGCGCAACGCCGCCGGCACCGACUUCGAGUGCGUGUUGGAGGCGGGCGCCGACGGCAGCGCGGAGGGUGGAUCGUCGUCGCGGAACCUGCGGGGCGUGUCGUCGUCAAAGACGACCUUGGCAAAGUCGCCGAGGCAGGCGUACGAGGAGACGCUAGCGCAGCUAAGAGCUAAUACACCGCCGCCGAUGCCUCCGGCGGCGGGACUCGAGCGGUGGAACCUGGAGCAGGAGAAGGGACCAGACCGAGGGUCGAGUAGCCAUGUGAGGAUUAACGUGGCGCUCGGGAAUGUCGGAGGUGGCGCCCGAACGGUCAAGUUUCAUGACGGACAAGUCGGAGAUCGGGAAGAGGAGGGUCGGAGCUUUCCGUUGAUGCCAUUCGAGCAAAUGCCGUUCCGAUUCGACGACGACGUCGAGACGAGGCCGAGAAAGCUUCAAAGGACUACCAGGAAUUCGCGGGGAAAGCAGCCAGAGCGAACUGGGCGAACAAAGGGAUAA